This is a messenger RNA of Hydatigera taeniaeformis, 3792 nucleotides long. The record is from the annotation of a GenBank genome assembly. Lineage: Eukaryota; Metazoa; Platyhelminthes; Cestoda; Cyclophyllidea; Taeniidae.
AUGGUGGCGAAUUCUCCACGAUGCAUUUCCGGAGUGUCCUCUUUUCCUAGGGUUAUGUCUGUUUCUCCAAAACCUUCGCCACUGCCAACUGCACGUGUAAAGACUCCUACCUUGUCUUCUCAACGUCGAGGACUCUCCACGAAGGAACGUUAUGGUCCAACGCCAUCUCGACCUGAGGCAAAAGCACCUGCGGUCAGUGUCGAACGUCAUCCAGUGAAGCGUCCCUCUUCCAAGUGCGGUGCUUUUUCGAAUCCUAUCGGGAAACGAGGGAAAGCAAAUGAAAUUCCUACAACUUCUAUGUCGCCAAAUCUCAGAGGUCUGCGUCGGUCUACUUCGAAGGAAAUGUCACAGACGAACAAUUCUUCCUAUUACUCACUAAACAUAAAUCGAACCGGAGAACUUGACUUAUUCGACCUUUCUUCCAAAUCACCCCACGCAUCCCCUACUCUUCUUUUAUCGGAACAAUCGAGUAAUAUUAUACGAAAGGUUAAUUUUUCAGAUGCUCGCGACGUAACACCUUGUAAAAACACACCUAGUUCAGCGGUUUCUCAGCAUUCGGUCUCUAAUAAAAGGAAGGUGUAUCGGAAUUCAUUGGUUCGACGAGGCUCCUCUGGUAGAGCUCUUUCGCUUAAUUCGACCGUGGCUAAGGAGGAACUUCUCUUCAGUUCUGCAUCACCUAAACCCGCCGUUUUUGACCAGGAUGUUGAGAAGUCCCAAAAACGCGCAAGUGAAAAUGAUCUACAGGAAGCCCAUACUGCAAAAAAAGGUGUACAGUUCGGUCCAAGCUUAAGACCUGAACAAUUUGAUUCUCGUCUACCAGCUUCAACACCGGUUAGACGUGGCGAGCUACCGCCCCGGAGCUCAAUUAAGCGCACUUGUACAUCGAUUGUGAAGCAUCGCAGGUCCACUUCAAUGCCACCAUCGCUAAAAGAAGGAGGUAAUAUUUCGUCGAAACUUUUUACGCCACAAAAUAUAUCUGCUGGAUUGAGAACGAAAUCAAAUCUCCGUGCCUUGUCACGAAGCCUUAUGGAUUCGUUUAUAGAUGAUUCUACAGCCGCCCUUAAAAGUUUGGCAACAGGCAACUUGAACGACUCUGCAUUCAAUCAGUUCUAUAUUGGUAAAAGAAAGGUAGCUGUGUCCCCUGUCUCGUCUCCUGAAUUUCUAAAUGAGGAAAAUGGUCGGUCUUCCAAAUCUAAAAGUGCUGCAAAACGUGUGUCCAAUAUCGAUAUAGACCGUGGCUGGAUUUCUCAUGAUACUCCACCUUUGCCAUCGUUGAGACGCACUAGUCGGAGUGCGGGAUCUGUCGAUACAGUUUCAUCUGAACGUCGUGAAUUCGCAAAAUUUUCUCGUCGUACUUCGUCCUGUGCUUCUAGAAGUCGGAACGCUGAGGAUUCACAAGCUUCAUUAAGUGUCGCUUCUGCUGCAGUGUCAUCAAGAGUUAAACAAUCUACUACAGGAAACACAUUGUCGAACUCUCCAAAAGAGUCGCACUUAGAGGAUAUGGGCACGUUGGACGUCUCCUCGCCUGGCCGACGUCCAGUCGUGGGUUCUGUCGAUGGAUUGACGCUCCAAUCCCCCUCGAGACUCUCCAGUACGCGAACACCUGUGAGGGUCUCAAGAACUGUGUCCUCCCCGUCGUUGCCUGAACCACAGGAAAUCGUUGGUGUUCCAAUUUUCUCUUUUGUUUUCAGCUCUGUUCCGCCGCGCAUAGAUCCCCUUACGGACGCGUCAAGAGUUGAGGAAUUGUCGGGGGUCUCUGGCAUUUUUGAGUUAACGAAGACGUCGAAUUCUGUUUUUUCUCCAACACUAACUGGUUUGGAGAAGCCUUCGAAAGCUGCGCUUUCCGAUUCAUCUGUUACGCCAAACAUUCGAUAUUUGCUUAGGUCUCCGAAGUCUGCAUCCUCUUCGAGACUAUCUGCUGUGAGAAAGUUUGCAAUAACUUCGAACACGGGACCCGCUUCUGACCUGAUACCCGCCGGGAAUCAAACUCAUAGUUCGGAGUGUUUCCUUUCUCCACGAUUAUUGAAUGCUCAAAAGCUUAUAGAAACACCAAUGGUCCAGGAUUUACAGGAGCAAUCAGAUACUGUGGAACCUGUACUUCCCUCUAGGACGUCAGAGGUUCCGAGAUCUGUGAAAAAGCCAAAGCUUCAAACUUCUCCACGACUGUCAGGGGUUUGUAAAUUAGUUAAAACUUCGAAGCGUGUACGCUCUCCCAGAUUAUCGGACGUUCAAAGACUCCUGCAAACUCCAGUGGUGAAAGCCUCUCCACGACUAUCAGGCGUUCCUACUUUAAUGGAAACUCCAGAAUUUGCACAGCCUUUUAAACUGUCGGGUGUCCGAACACCUCUGAAAACACCAAAGUUGCAAGCUUCAUCGCGGCUAUCAGGAGUUCGGAAAUCACUGAAAACUCCGAAAUCUGUGUCGUCACCUAGACUGUCGGGUGUUCGAAGAUGCGUUAAAACACCAGGAGUGCAAGCAUCGCCGCGACUAUCAGGACUUCGUAAAUCAGUGAGAACUUCAAUGCAUGUUUACUCUCCAGAACUGUCGGGUAUCGCAGAAUUGAUUACAACUCCGAAGUCUCCUCCCUCCAGGACGGUGUCUGGUCUGGAGGAAAUCGCAAGAGCACCGGGAGGUAAGACGCCUCCAGAAAUUCAACAGAUGGACCGACUCAUUAAUGUUUCGGGUUCUCCAUCUUCGGGACUUCAUGGUCUCCAGGAUCUCAUACAAACAUCAAAUGCAUCAAGUCUGAAAAGCGCUAGGCUUAAGCGGUCAACCGUAACUCAUUUGCCUUCUCCUCAGAAAAGGCGAAGAUUGCAGAAAUUGAAGAAUGUUAAUAGCUCCUUGGCUCUCUCUGUUCGUCAGACGCGUUCCAGAGCAAAGGCGGCUAUUGUAAUGUCGAGCAAAUCGAAUGCUGUAGUUGCUGUCAAUUCAGGCGAGGAGUCCGACGAAAUUCGGAAGACUAGGCUUCGUAAACAAACGAUUUUUGUCGCACCCACGAAGCGUGGUGUUUCGUCAGCCCCAAAGGGGCGGCGCAAGCAGUUGUCUACCAUUGCUGAAUCAUUGUCGCCUCAAAUUAGCAAACCGGUGCAGCAGGAAUCCGUUAACCUGAAGGGUAUACGUGCAGCCAAGUCCAAAUCGACGAAAGGUGUGAAUAGUAAGUCGUCUCCGCAGCAAUCGGUGCUCUGUUGUUCGGGUCCUUUAUCUGAUCUGCUCGAUGACGGUAUAAAGGGCGGCGCCACCAAGGUGAUCUCCAUGAAUGCUAAGUCGAGAAAAGUCGGUAACAGAAGAGCUGCUUCAUCACGUCGUGGUAAAUCCAGCUCUUCCCCGCUUUUAUUCUCAACCGUUCAGGAAAGAGAUUUACGAACGCUCGAAUCGAGAAAGGCUGCCAUCGUGUCUGCACUCAGCAGGCGACGUCAAGCUUCUACCAGGAAGUUGCCCACUCCGCAACGAGCUACAGUCAGAAAGCGCAAGGGAACAGCUCCACGGGGACUUAAGGCUAUCUCCCUUGAACAAAAAGGAAAAGCGGGAGCUAAAAAAAAGGUACAGUUCCCCGAUUCUGAGAUACUUAAGGUGGUUGGUGAGGCAAGUCCUCUUAUUGAGGGCGUGAUUGUUGAUGGUGCUCUCACAGCCGUUGCUCGUAGGAAACGUGCGACCCCGUCAAAAAUUGUUAAGCCGCAAAGUGGUGUGCGGGGGCGAACUAGACAGAAAUCAGUUGUAAACAAUUCAGCGAAGCAGGGAGGAGUUGUCCCCUCAAAUUCGAAGUCAUUGCGGCGUGGUCGUGCCAAAAAGUAG